Molecule: messenger RNA, 668 nt
Organism: Pseudomassariella vexata
Lineage: Eukaryota; Fungi; Ascomycota; Sordariomycetes; Amphisphaeriales; Pseudomassariaceae
Exons: 2
Coding region: 202-543 (113 amino acids)
Source: RefSeq, a predicted model, not a curated record
AACUUACAUAUGCGUGAGAUCGAUUUUAUUAGCAUGUCAUCGUAUUGCAACGGUACAAUAUCAUUCGGCUUCACAACACAGUUCAACAUAUCCUCAUUUAUAAGUGGAAUAUUUCAUCAGUAACCCUUUGUGUGUAAUCUUCCGAUCAUACUCAACCCUGUUGACGGUCCAAACAAUCGUUACACUUCGAAUAAGUUAUCCAUGGCCUCUACCAUAGCGAAAACCGUUCUGCUAGCACCAAGCGCAUUCGUCCUCUUGAGCGGAGUCCUUACACUUGUAUUCCCCCACACUGUCACUGGGACACCGCAGCUGGCAGGCACGCCCCCUGCAGCACUCAACAUCCUCGGUGUGUCAUCUGUCGGUCUGGGCCUGGUGUUAACUCAUGUCGCCUUGAAAUUGAACAAGGAGGUGUUCUACCUCAACAUAGUCGGCCGUGCAGUGGCGGUUGUUGCUUUCUGGCAUGCGGGACCACCUUUGCAGCGACUGGCAGGUUUUGAGGGUAUCAUGGGUCUUGCGACCGCUGCGGCACUUCGAUAUGUUUAGGACGGUGCAUGGAAACGGGGUACGUGUAUACACAUUCGACACCACUCGACAUUUGUACCAUACCGGUGGUCAUGACGGCUGGUGAAUCAUCUAUAGUCGCAAAGCACAUAAUUUCACAGCAUGGU